Molecule: messenger RNA, 7747 nt
Organism: Hypomesus transpacificus
Lineage: Eukaryota; Metazoa; Chordata; Actinopteri; Osmeriformes; Osmeridae
Gene: cntnap1
Product: contactin associated protein 1
Exons: 24
Coding region: 558-4484 (1308 amino acids)
Source: RefSeq, a predicted model, not a curated record
UUGCAGGAAAAUAAUUCAACGAUUCUGACAAAAGAGGAGGAAUUUCUGUCGCUGACGUGACAGUAUUGAUACAUAUAGUCUUCUCACAGGCGACAGGAAAACAUAAAAUGUAUCUUCUAUUGGAAAACAGAAGUCACCAAUAAAAGCCUGGACAAAAAGUUUUUUUUUUUUUGCUGUCCACCCUGCUCUGGACCGGAAUAUUUGGGAAAGGCUACUGGUGGAGCCACUGGAGUCACAUUAUCCUAGCAGUAGUUACGCAGCUCCACAACACCUGGGAUAACGAUCUGGAAAUUAUAUCUUAUGGGAUGUUCAUUUUUAAAUAAUGUACUAAUAAUAAAAGUAGUGCGCGCUCUUGGUUAACGCAGCAUCAGCUGCUGAUGCGCGUCCCCCGCCCCGGCAGGAUCUAACCGAGAUCCCGGGAACAGGAGUUGGAACUGCCUGAGUCAAAGUUGGGAAAAGAAAGGGUGAAAGGAUGCAGUGCUGCCUGAUGGACGGGAGGAAAACAAUCUACCAUCUAAUAAACGUAGCCUAUGUGGAGACGCUAUCCUCAGUGAAGGAUGAUUUGCAAAAUACUCAGCCUUUGCCUUUUAUUUUUGUGUUUUCAACAUUGCUCAUCACGAGAAUGUGUCGACCCCCUGGUCUCUCAGCUAUACGCCUCCUCCUUCCUGGCCUCCUCUAGAUACAACUUUCUAUACUCUGCCAACUUUGCCAAACUGUAUGGAAGUAGUGGCUGGUCACCCGCCCCCAGGGACAGGCAGCCCUGGCUGCAGGUGGACCUGGGCAGGAAGUACCGCAUCGUGGCCAUCGCCACACAGGGCACCUUCAACUCUUACGACUGGGUCACCAAGUACACCCUGCUCUACGGGGACAGGCCGGACGCCUGGACCCCCUACGUCAUGAAAGGAGGCAACUCGACACUGCCAGGGAACUGGAACUACAACCAAGUGAAGAGGAAUGUCUUCCACUACGCCUUCACUGCCAAACACAUCCGCCUGCUGCCGCUAGGCUGGAACACCGAGAACGGGGGCAAGAUUGGUGUCCGGCUGGAGGUUUUUGGCUGUGCCUACGACUCCUACGUCAUGCAGAUGAACGGAGACGACUCGGUGGUCUACCAGUACCCAGAGCAGAAGCUCCGGACGCUGCAGGACCACUUUGCCCUCAACUUCAAGACCCUGGAGCAGGACGGCUUGCUGCUGCACAGUGAGGGCAUCCAGGGGGACCUCCUCACCCUGGAGCUGAAGAGGGGACGCCUCUACCUCACGAUCUGCCUGGGAAGCAGUGCAGUUCACCAGGUGGAUGGUCGCACCACGAUGACUGUGGGUAACAUUCUGGACGACCAGCACUGGCACUACGUCACCAUCAAACGCUACGGCCGCCAAGUUAACUUCACCGUGGACAGUCAGAAAGAGACCGCCAUCUGCAAUGGAGAGUUCACCUACCUGGACCUGGACAAGCAGCUCUACAUAGGGGGGGUGAUCGAGCCCAACCAGCCCCACCUUCCAGACAAGCUCAACUUCCGGGGCUGCCUGGAAAACGUCUUCAUCAACGGGGUCAAUAUCAUCAACAUGGCCAAGAGGGAGGAGCCAGAGAUACGCAUCCCUCGGCAGAAAAAGAUGCAUUAUGCAUGCCGUGACAUUCUGUGGAAGCCCAUGACCUUCGCUGGACCCAACAACUACCUGCAGGUGCCGGGCUUCUUCCGGAAGCCGCGUAUGUUUGUAAAGUUUAAGUUCCGCUCCUGGGACUACACGGGCCUGUUGAUGUUCACACGCUUUGCCGACGACCUGGGGGCUUUGGAGCUGGGCCUAAGUGAGGGGCAGGUCAACGUCACCAUCAUGCAGCCUGGCAAGAAGAAACUGCAGUUUGCUGCCGGUUACCGUUUGAACGAUGGAAUGUGGCACACGGUGGAUCUGGCAGCGAGAGACAACCUGAUGACCAUCACCAUCGAUGACGACGAGGGCUCUCCCCUGAAGAUCACCAACCCCUUCACUGUCCGCACCGGAGACCGCUACUUCUUUGGAGGUUGUCCGAAGACCAACAACACGGUGAGGAAGUGCGAGACCAAGCUGAACCACUUCCACGGCUGCAUGCAGCAGAUCUACAUCGACAAUGAGCAGCUGGACAUCGACAUCAUCCUGCAGCGGAAAUGGGGACGCUACGCUGAGCUGCUUCUGGGCACCUGUGGCAUCACAGACAGAUGCACUCCUAACCCGUGUGAACACGAAGGCCGAUGCAUCCAGUCCUGGGAUGACUUCAUCUGUUUGUGUGAGAACACUGGGUAUAAAGGCGAAGUGUGUCACAACUCUGUGUACAAGGAAUCCUGUGAGGCCUAUAGGCUCCAUGGGAACUAUGGGUCAGGCAACUACACCAUUGACCCGGACCUGAGUGGACCAUUGAAACCGUUUGAGGUGUACUGUAUGAUGAAAUCGUACAAGGCCUGGACGGUGAUAAUGCAUGACCGUGUUGAGAGCACCAAGGUGUCUGGCAGCACGGUGGAGCGGCCCUUCAUCGGAGACGUCAACUACUGGAACGCCUCCUGGGAUGAAGUGACAGCGCUGGCCAACACCUCCAUGUACUGUGAACAGUGGAUCAGCUACUCCUGCUACAAGUCCCGCCUCCUCAACACCCCCAACGGAAGGCCGUACGGUUAUUGGAUUGGGAGGAAUAAUGACAGUCAUUACUACUGGGGCGGGACCUUCCGCGAGAGCCAGAAGUGUGGUUGUUCUAUCAACCAGACCUGCGCUGACUCCCGCUUCCAGUGCAACUGCGAUGCAGACUACCGGCAAUGGUAUACAGAUAAGGGCUAUCUGGACUGGAGGGAUCACCUGCCAGUGAGGAAGGUGGUGGUAGGGGACACUAACAGAACCGGCUCUGAGGCCCACUUCAGUCUAGGGCCUCUACGUUGCCAUGGCGACAGAAACAUCUGGAACACCAUAGCCUUCACCAAGCCCACUUACAUCACUUUCCCCACCUUCACGCCUGGCAGCAGUGCUGACAUCUCCUUCCACUUCAAAACCUACCGCGAUCACGGCGUCUUCCUGGAGAACUCUGACGAGCACCUCCGCAAUUUCAUACGCAUCGAGCUUAACACCACCCAAGACCUGGCCUUUAUAUUCAUGGUUGGGGACGGCAUUCUCAACGUGACUUUACAUUCGCCUGUGCCACUUAACGAUAACGAGUGGCACUAUGUCCAGGCUGAGCUCAAUGUGAAGGUGGCCAGGAUUAAAGUGGACUACCAACCCUGGGCAAUCAAACGCUUCCCUGGUCAGACUUUUGUCACCAUGAAGUUCACCCACCCACUCCUCAUCGGCUCAGCCAAUCGGACUAAUCGUCCGUACCUGGGCUGUCUCCGGGGGUUACGUAUGAAUGGAGUGACUCUGGACCUGGAAGGGAAGGUGAAUGAGGAACAGGGGAUCCGGAAGAACUGCACAGGCCAGUGUCUCAAUGCCACCAUACCGUGUCGAAACGACGGCCAGUGCAUAGAGGGCUACGCUGCCUACACGUGUGACUGCAACAACACAGCCUUUGAAGGCUUCUACUGUCAUAAAGACAUCGGGGCCUACUUUGAGAUUGGCUCGUGGCUUCGCUAUGACAUCAGGAAGAAGGCCAUCUCAGACGAGGCUGUGUGGGCCAACUGGCUGGACCCUCACUUCCGCAACUUCAGCCUGGGUUACAAUGACACCAGCGAUGACAUCGAAUUCAGCUUCAGUACGCUCCACACCCCGGCCGUGCUGCUCUAUAUCAGCUCCUUCAUCCAGGACUACAUGGCCGUCAUCCUCAGGAAGGACGGCAGUCUACACCUGAGGUACAAGCUAGGCUUGAUCACCCACAAGUACCAGCUGGCAUACAGGAACCUGGCGGAUGGGUUCCCACACUAUGUCAACAUCACCAGACACAACCGAACCAUUAAAACACAGGUGGACUACAUGGAGCCCUUUAUUGAGAAGAUUACCCUGGUGGAGGACUUUCGGUUUGACUCACCCAAGUCCAUGUUCAUGGGGAGGGUGAUGGAGGUGGGUGACAUUGACUAUGAGGUUCAGAGACACAACAGUCCUGGUUUUAUUGGUUGCAUAUCGGGGGUGAGGUACAACAUCCAUGCUCCUCUGAAAACCUUCUUCCGGCCCAACGAGACAAACCCUCCUGUCACAAUACAAGGCUAUGUCUCUGAGUCCAUCUGUGGGGCGUUCCCGCCUGUCCUGGGAUACGUGCCCUGGGAGGUGGACCCCUGGUUCACGGGCAUUGAAUACUACUACAUCCAUGAUGACCUAGGCUUGUUUUGGUUGACAGUGGUGGUUAUCCUGGCAAUGAUGUUGCUCUUCGGAGGCAUGUACAGCAUCUAUAUCUACGUGUACCGCCAGAAAGGCAGUUACCAUACCAACGAGCCCAAGAACCUGGAGUCCCCCAGCAGUUCCCGGCCUCUGACCGAGACGCUGCGCAAGGAGAAGAAGAACCUUCCGGAAAUCGAUGAAGAAUUCAGGAGCGACUAGCAUCAAGGGGACUUGCGUGAGGAGGGGAGGAUUUGGCGCCUAGGAAAAACACAGAUACCUGUUCUUCUGAUUUCCUUCAGCUUGUCUGAUAGUAUUGUGAUUUAUUUUUCAGUAUUGUUGACUUUCCCCAGGUGUGUGAUCUGAUGCCUGGCUCUACCUUGUGUUUUGAUGUGUUCUAUUUUUGUAGGGUUCAUAGUUCGAACAAAGCCCCGAUUGCGUGAGUAGCCAACAAGUCUCACACUGUGUUGCAGGGUGACCAACUGAAGUGCCUCAUCAGAGCAAAAUUAGCUAGGUCAGAAGUAACCAUGAUAGUUCACCUACAUGUGGAUUUAGAUAGUAGACUGAUAAAAUGUGAUUUCAUUGAAACCACAAUUCACAUAUUAAUACAUUAUGUAUGAAGCAUUCAGACUAUUGUUGCUGUUUUGGGCCCAUUUCUGAUAAAUGAAUGUCAUUUACUGUAUUCAAUGGGAUGUCAAUGGGAUGUCAAUCCCAUGCAGCCAUUUGGUUGAAAACAUCCAGCUUCCUGUCUCUUUCUGCUUUGGCCUGUGUACCAAUUUACACUGGAGAAAUGGUGCAAUAUCCCAGAUUAAUGAAAAAUGUGAAAAUUUAAAAAAACAUUUGCACCCAUGAAUAAUGAUUCAUCAUCUCCCCUUGCUUUGGGCCCAGAUGAAGAGACAGUACACAGUAAAGCAUGGAGCAUAAGCUUUGAGAUAAUACAUUUAAAGAAUGUGGAAGACACAUUCACUUGUAUUUGAUGUAUUGCAGCCUAUGAAAAUGUAUACCUAUACAAAAGCGGAAUCAUUUUUACGAUACAGAUUUGCCCUAAUGUCAGGAGUUAGCAGCUUUGCAAAGUACUAUACUAUACUGAUCCACUAGAAAUAUGUAUAAGUGAAUGCGUCGUACAUUUAGGCUGAGGAAUUAAGCAGCCAUCCGAAUGCUGUGAGCAACAUAUUGUGAUAAAGGUACAACUUGGUGAACCAUACGAUGCCUUGGUGCUGUAGAAUAAGUGUCACCAAUACUGUUGCUGAUCUGGAGUGAAGGUUGUGCUGUUGAAUUUAACUAGGGAUGGGACUUCUGCUGUAGUCCUCAUUCAGGGCAGUUUUUCUCUUCUAUAUGUCUUGUUUUUUUAGUGAAUGCUCUCAAUAGGUCAGUGCACAGUCAGAGCACAGGGGCACACAGUGACCCAAACCAUCUACCCUGACAUCCAGAAAAUCCUCCAUGAACUGAAGAAAGUCUCUCACCAACAGCUGGAAAAGCAAACUUACACACACUUACCUACACUUACACACACAUACACAGACACAUAUGCACUCAUACAGGACACACACACUGGCAUGUGUACAGUACAAGGGACCACCACAGUGUAAACGCAGAUUUUGUACUUGUCACCACACCUUUGGCACCUACCGUAGGACAGAGUCCUUCUGUCACUGCUGCUUCUUAGCUUUCUGUUCACAAGGCUGUAUAAUCACAUAUGUUCGAAACACAUUUCACUCCCGACAGAGAGAUAUUCCAGUCAGGGAAACCACUUAGUGUGUGGUGGAACCAAAGCAUCCUCACUUAUCGCCCUUUGAAAUCUAAAGCACUAAAGUAGUAUUGAAAUAAAAGAGAAAAUGUAGACUAUUUUUUGUCAUAAGCCAUGCAUUACUAGAGCAUGAUGACCUUUGCAAUGACGUUUAAUAAUAUCAGCCGCUUCCUGCGCAGAUCACUGAAGAUGUUUUUGUGUGCUUGCUCCGUUUGCAGUCGCUUGCAUUAGGAUGUCAAGCAUAUCUAUACAUAAGUAUGUGAAUAAGGCGUUUUGAUGUUUAUUUAUUUAUGAAUGCUGUUUUAAUUAAGCAAAGCAGUGGUGAUGGAGAUUUGAAUGUCAAUCUUCUUGUGACUGGGUAAUGUAGACAGCCAAUCCUGACUGCUUCUCUCUGAAAUGUUGCUCAUAACCCCCUCCCUCCCAGCUUUCUGACGUGUUCAGAAUAGAAAGAAUAACGUUGUGCCUGUCAUCUGUGGGACAAACUCAUUCAGAUCUUGUCUAAACACCUGUGAUCAGUUCAUUGUCCUUUCGGUAGGAGCAGCUAGGAUCAAACAUGUUGUGAAACAUGUACUGUAGAAGCUUAACAAAAGACGGUACACUCAAUGUGAUGCCUACAUUUGAUCACAGGCGUUACAAACAUAAUAAAUGGUUUGGAUCUUUAGAUUCUACCAUACCUGGAUUUUUCCCACAAAAUCAUUGUAACAGUGUGUUAGAUAUAAUGAAUGGUGAACCACACUGAGAUAACAUAGUCAGAGUGUAGUCAUUUUCCUUUUUAUGAGCAAUGAUCAAGAUGUCGUGUUUCAGUCAGAUAGACAAUCACCUCUUACAGAGUUCAUAUUAGACCAGUUUAAGAGCUGUGGUCAAAUAGACUUUGAAGCCUUCAAAGAAAACAGUCGACUUAUUUAUGUAUUACGUCUACAUGCUGCAAUAUAUCUCAUUUGUUUUAUUUUGAAGGAACUGCACUGUAUGUGCACCCUGCCUAGCAACACACUAGAUUGUCCAUGCAUGGUCCCUGGAGUGUGUGUGUGUGUGUGAUUGAAUGCACAGUAGAAUUGUAGGUGUGUGUGUUCACCCAGUUUGUUACAAGGAUCCUCUGCCAAUGUAAGAUGAUGCGUUUGAUGACAAGCACCUGUGCACUGAAGUAACUGAUCCAACUCACACUUAGUUACCCACCAAUAGCAGAUGAGAGUGAGAAGAGAGAAUUUCUGUCCCGGUGGCUCCUCCCUACUCCGGCACAGCUCCACCAAUCUUGAUUCUCCACGGCAUGACAUACACUGUACAUCAUCGGUCACAACCAGCACUUCACAGAGGCUGUUCUGAUUGGCUGUGGAUCUGGCUCCCACUCGCAGGGUGACAGGAACAGAGCAGAUGAGAGUUGUAGGGUGAACCGGGGUGGGUCUCGAGGGGUGAGAGGGUGUGGGGGGAGAGGAGCAACAGAAGGCAGACAGGGCCCAGGGAGCCAGAGGGGCUGGAGGUGAGGAGCAGGCAGGUCAGAGGAAGCAGCCCCCUGGGGAGGAGGCCUCUCUAGCCCCCCCUGCUGACCGUGGCAGUAGGCACCAGAGACAAGCUGCUGUCCUGUUUGUGGCCACACUGACAAUAAGGAGGUGUGUUCUCCCCUCUGUAAUAUUGAUUCUCUGUCAUUUUGGUUUUGUUUUGUAAUUUGUUCACUGUAAAUGACCAUAAAUAUGUAAAUGAACGCAAAACCAAACCAUCACUUCAAUAAAGAAGCUUGAAGGAA